Messenger RNA from Pistacia vera, 1317 nucleotides. Its product is annotated as dehydrogenase/reductase SDR family member 7. NCBI's taxonomy places the organism in Eukaryota, Viridiplantae, Streptophyta, Magnoliopsida, Sapindales, Anacardiaceae. The record is from RefSeq and is a predicted model, not a curated record. Gene Ontology annotation, molecular function: oxidoreductase activity. The transcript has 12 exons. Gene Ontology annotation, cellular component: membrane. The coding region runs from base 43 to 1029 and encodes 328 amino acids.
AAAACUUAACUCUCAUAAAUUUAACUUUGCUGACAAGCGAAAAUGCUGACUUUGCUCUUUGCCUGUUUGGGUCUCCUUCUUCUCUUCACUCUUCUCUUCAAAUUCGUCACUUCCGAUGGUGAUUUCACGUUGGUUUCAAAGAGACACGUAAAACAAGAAGAAAUUGAAGACAAGGUUGUUUGGAUUACUGGGGCCAGCCGUGGAAUCGGUGAGGAACUUGUUAAACAAUUGGCAAAAUUAGGUGCCAAACUCAUUCUUUCAGCACGGAAUGAAGCUGAGUUGGAGCGAGUUAGGAAGCAGCUUACAGGUAAGUAUGCACCUAACGAAGUGGAGAUUUUACCUUUGGAUUUGGCAUCUGGUGAAGAUUCACUCAGGGUGGCUGUAGAAAAAGCAGAGUCCUUUUUUUCUGGUGCUGGUGUUGAUUAUAUGAUCCACAAUGCAGCUUAUGAACGCCCUAAAUCAACAGCUUUGGAAGUCUCUGAAGAAAGCCUCAAGGCUACAUUCAAUGUCAAUGUUUUGGGGACAAUAUCUCUGACACGGCUACUGGCACCCUUUAUGCUGAAGCGGGGAAAGGGUCAUUUUGUUGUGAUGAGCAGUGCUGCAGGAAAGACACCUGCACCAGGUCAGGCUGUGUACUCUGCUUCUAAACAUGCUCUGAAUGGGUACUUUCACACAUUGCGUUCUGAGCUCUGUCAGAAAGGGAUUAAGGUGACCGUUGUUUGCCCUGGGCCAAUAGAGACAUCAAAUGGUUCUGGAGCACCAGCCUCAGGAAAGAUGAGUGUUUCUGAGAAGCGUGUGUCAACGGAAAGGUGCGUAGAACUGACACUCAUUGCUGCCACCCACAGUCUAAAAGAAGCUUGGAUAUCAUACCAGCCUGUGCUAGCUGUAAUGUAUCUGGUGCAGUACAUGCCUACCAUCGGCUACUGGCUCAUGGACAAGGUUGGUGCCAAGCGAGUAGAAGCCGCCACACAGAAAGGCAACACUUACUCAUUGAGCUUACUGUUUGGGAAGAAAAAUAAGGCAGCCUGAGCACCUUUAAACUAAAACAACUGUCCUCUCUUACAACACGUUCCUGUACAAUGCUCAAGGCUCUAUGAGGAGAAGCCGAGAGCCCAAAUAAUCAUAUACUUAAGAAUGUGUCGUGUAUCUACACGUCUUGACCUUAAUUUGUGAAGUUUUUCGAACAUGGUUACUGUCAUAGAAUGCAAAUGUAUUUGUAGCUUCUGUUGUAUUUUAAUUAUACUUCUGAUACAAAUGUUUGUGUUUGUAUUCUUUUAUGAAUGCAUCAAAUAAAUGAGAUUUCUAUUUGACUUUGUA